Molecule: messenger RNA, 387 nt
Organism: Puccinia triticina
Lineage: Eukaryota; Fungi; Basidiomycota; Pucciniomycetes; Pucciniales; Pucciniaceae
Exons: 2
Coding region: 1-387 (128 amino acids)
Source: RefSeq, a predicted model, not a curated record
AUGGCGAGUGGAUCCACCAGACGACCUCAAGCCCGGAGACCCACCCAAACCCAGAUUGCUGCCGAAGCUCGCUUCCUGCAGAACGUUGAAGCAGGUCGUCGAAUGGGUCUGAUUCCUGAAGCGCAAACACCUCCAACAACCAAGGCAAACGGUGACACAGCUAUGGGAACGGAAGAGGCAAACGAACCAGCUCACCAGCCCGCUUUUAAAGACAAUCAACAAAAUCAGUGGGAAGAUUACGACCCCAUUUUGGCCCAUGCAAACUAUCAUUCGGUGGAUGUGCCCUUGGACUCGUGUACUUGCUUGCCCAAUGAGAUUGAAAACCAUAAAGUGGACCUGAUUGACCUGCUCUGUAUGUUCUUCAGCUCCUCUCAUGAUCUCCCUUAA